AGAAAAUUGAGUUUAACUGAAAACGUACUCGCAUGUUCUGGUCAAACCCAGGCAAGAAUUCCCUGAUGCUGCCAAGUGCCAGGAUAAACAAGGACAUUGCUGGUACACUUGCCGUGGUAUUGAAUUGAGCACGCCAUUUGUUUAUGGAAUAAACAAGAGAUCGCCGGACAUGUUGCCAUGGCGCCGUCUGAUCGGACAGUUCAUCGCCGGGCAUUUUUUAUGGCUGGAUCCAACAGCUUCCCAGCAUGCAAAUCUGCAUAAAUGUACAUGCUCAUUCAGACAGUUGCGUGUCCACAGCAUCUCGCAAAGUCUCAUCGGCUUACAUCUCUUCUGCCUCCAGUGCUAGUCAUCUCUCUUCCUGUUCCUCCUGCUCGCGUUUCUUCUUCUUCUUCUUCUUCUUCUUGUUGCCAUGGCCAGCCUCGUGCACCAGGCGUCCAUGCCGGCGAGGGCGAUGCCGGCGUGCGACGAGGAGCUCGUCCCGCAGGGCUUCAGCUGCUUCGGGCGCUCGCUGUCUCGGGCGUCGUCGUCGAGCCGGCUCGAGUACAGGGCGCUGCAGCAGCAGCAGCAGCAGGAGCAGGGCGAGGAGAGGUGCGCCGCGCAGGACGCGUGGUCGGCGCGCGCCAAGCUGCGGUGGAAGGCCGUGGCGCACGAGAUCAUGGCGAAAGGCGGUGGCGGCGGCGCGCGGCGGAGGAAGCAGCAGCUCGCGGCGUUCAGCUACGACUCCAGGAGCUACGCGCUCAACUUCGACCAGGGCGCCGCCGAGUAGCAGCUGCAGCAGCGUGUCUGCACGCGGCCGGCCGACCCGGCGAAUGGUGCGGGUCGGCAGAGCCUGAAACAGCACGGUGGCGUGUGCGUGGGUUCGUGCACGGCGACAGGUCGGCGAGGGAGCAGGCGGCUGUUGAUGAUGCCGUCCGCUGCGGAGGUGGAGGACGGCAGGACGCGAUCGUGGCGCUGCGCAAGGAGGGCGACAUGCCGUCGAACAUCGCGGCACGGUGCUCCGCGUCCUCCUCUGGUGCUUAACGUUUCUGCAGUGUUGAGAAAUGCAGUGGGGAUCACCGUAGCAGGCUGUGAGGAGUGAAAUAGCUAUUGCUAGCUGUUGUGGGAACGUUGCAAGGAAAAUUGUUUGCAAAUUUUGUUUAGAGUUUGUGACAUCACUGUUUUUUCCCCCCAUUUAGGAGUGAAAUAAACCAUCCGGGAAUUGUUGUCGCAUGUACGCUGCCGGUUUGCCUUAAUGCUGCAUGAUUUUCAAUCCAGUUGGAUGCUUGAUCUGAAUGGAUUGCAGGUAUCUCUGCACUCUUGCUGUU
Messenger RNA from Setaria italica (foxtail millet), 1304 nucleotides. RefSeq lists its product as uncharacterized. The record is from RefSeq and is a predicted model, not a curated record. NCBI's taxonomy places the organism in Eukaryota, Viridiplantae, Streptophyta, Magnoliopsida, Poales, Poaceae. The transcript has a single exon. The coding region runs from base 410 to 766 and encodes 118 amino acids.